AGAUAACAGAGCAUCUGUGUUUUGACGCUGACAAAGAGUUUUUAGUGAAAGUUUACUCUAAGAUAAAACUCCAAAUUAAUCCUAAAUUUUUUACUUAAAAUCUUCAUCAGGAUGGCAACGACGGGCCCGUUACACCAAGUUGAUACACCCUACGAAGUGGCAACACUAGGUAUGGGAUGCUACUGGGGCAGCGAUUCUUUGUUUGGAGCCACGAAGGGUAUCCUAAGGACCCGUGUAGGUUAUGCUGGAGGGACUACUGGUGCUCCUCAAGGAAAAAAUAUAGGUGACAACGUUGAGGUGAUCGAACUUCACUAUGACCCUUCGGUAAUCAGCUAUUCGAAACUGCUCGAUAUCUUUUGGAAGAAUCACGAAUAUCUUGCCUCUGCCAGACUCAAGCGGGAAUACAUGAGUAUGAUAAUGUAUCAUUCCGAAGAUCAGCGGAAGCUAGCCGAGGAAAGUAAAAUCACACAACAGAAAAAGGAAACAGAUGAUCAAAUUGUUACAGAAAUUGUUCCUUCGUCGGAAUUCUACCCGGCUCAAGACCACAAUCAAAAAUAUCGUUUGCAAGGUCAUGUUGAUUUGGCAAAAACCUUGAACCUGACGACGGACUUGCUGCAAACAUCCCACGUAGCAGCUCGCUUGAACGGAUUUCUCGGCGGAGCCGGUUCUCUCGAACAGUUUGAGCUGGAAUCUCAGCACCUAAACCUGUCACCGGAGCAGAUUCAGUAUGUGAAAAAUUUUCUCAUCGAGAAUCCUGACAUGGGAAUUUCCUGCUGAGCUGAUAAGUUUUUGAUAACUCUGCACCGAUGCACUUACCGAAAUAUAAAUAAUGACUUAUCAAAGCUGCACGUGUUCAACUGGUUCCUGCAGAGAUAGUCCCAAAUCAAAACAUAAUAAAAACAUCCCGGGACCUGUUAUCUACAUACCGCAACCAUCGCGAGCCGUUAGGUCAUAGAUUUCGCUAUCUUUUUAGGCAGGUUCGUUGAAAGUGGCGCAAUUGAAAUGACAUUCAGGUGUCAGAAAAUUGCGUUGAUGCCGAUGGAGGGCAAUCAACUUUCCAAAACCAAAUUAAGCUAGUCUAUCCCUAUUCUAUGCCCAUAUGUGAUAUCACAAAAAGCGAGAUUUUGAGGUGUCAAAUAGUUGCAAGUAGACCGAAGGAUCGAUUCGAUCAACCCCGUAAACUCUUCCCGCGGGAGCGAAUCAUG
Molecule: messenger RNA, 1205 nt
Organism: Uranotaenia lowii
Lineage: Eukaryota; Metazoa; Arthropoda; Insecta; Diptera; Culicidae
Product: peptide methionine sulfoxide reductase-like
Exons: 4
Coding region: 112-777 (221 amino acids)
Molecular function (GO): peptide-methionine (S)-S-oxide reductase activity
Source: RefSeq, a predicted model, not a curated record